Molecule: messenger RNA, 1191 nt
Organism: Saccharomyces mikatae IFO 1815
Lineage: Eukaryota; Fungi; Ascomycota; Saccharomycetes; Saccharomycetales; Saccharomycetaceae
Gene: TOH1
Product: Toh1p
Exons: 1
Coding region: 1-1191 (396 amino acids)
Cellular component (GO): fungal-type cell wall
Source: RefSeq, a predicted model, not a curated record
AUGUUACAGAGAAUAGUUUUUUCUGUGUGCAUAUUUAUGUUGCACACUGUUGCUGCAAGCGGACCUCAGUCAUACCAGAAGUUGGAUUUCACAAACGUUGGUUUUACAGGUUCUUAUGUAAACGUGAAUAAGUUUAAAGAUAUCACCAACAAUGAAUCGUGCACUUGUGAAGUGGGUGACAGGAUAUGGUUUGAUGGUAAAAAUGCACCAUUAGCAGAUUACCUGUCUGUUCAUUUCCGUGGACCAUUGGAGUUGAAACAGUUUGCCUUUUACACUUCCCCUGGAUUCACUGUUAACAACAGUAGAAGCUCUUCUGAUUGGAGUCGUCUGGCCUAUUACGAAUCCAGUAGUAAGACUGCUGAUAAUGUUACUUUUUUAAAUCACGGAGGCGAAGCUUCUCCUUGUUUAGGAAACGCUUUGUCGUACGCCAGUUCUAACGGUACAGGAAGUGCUAGUGAGGCCACUGUCUUAGCAGAUGGCACUUUGAUUUCUUCUGAUCAAGAAUAUAUAAUCUAUUCAAAUGUCUCGUGUCCAAAAUCGGGAUACGACAAGGGCUGUGGUGUUUACCGUAGUGGUAUUCCGGCAUACUAUGGGUACGGUGGUACGACCAAAAUGUUUUUGUUUGAAUUCGAAAUGCCUACGGAAACUGAGAAAAACAGCAGUUCUAUUGGGUAUUAUGACUUGCCUGCUAUUUGGUUGUUAAACGAUCAUAUUGCAAGAACUUCCCAGUAUCCAACAAAUUCGAACUGUUCAUGUUGGAUGAGUGGAUGUGGUGAGUAUGAUAUUUUUGAAGCCAUGAACGGUACGGAAAAAAAUCAUCUGUACUCUACCUUCCAUACUUUCCAGGGUAUUGAGGAUUUGGGCACUGGUAUUCAAUCUUACGGAUAUAUUUCAAGAAAUACUACAGGAACCAUGAAAGGUGGUGUUGUUUUUGAUUCUAGCGGUAAUGUUGUCUCUUUCAUUUCUGACGCUACCCCCUUCAAUGAAACUGUUUCUGCGGAGGCCGUUAACAAGUUAUUAGCAGCGAUCCCUCAAAAUGAAACCUAUUCUUCUGAAUUGAUGAGUAUUUCUGCCACCAGACCUUCUACCACCUCAAAAUCAAAUGGUAUUUCUUUAACGAAGAUGCAAAACGGUGUAUGGUAUUAUAUUCUGGCCAUUUUCUCUGCCUUUACGCAAGUAUUUUUGAUUUGA